GAGGGAACGACGAUAAACGACGAAGGCCGCGUCGAAGCGUCGUGAGCGUUCCUAGCGGUAGUUCUCGGAAGUACGUUCACUCGAUAGGAGGAGGACGAUCAUCGUCGUCCGACGGUGCACGGACGAGCUACGAUAGCAAUAUGGCGAAGUGUGUCAUGGGCUCGGUGAGACGUAGUGCCGUUUGAAAGAUGAAAGGUUCGCGGUAUGGGUUGAAGAUAAUCUAGCGUUAUGAGGUUCCUGUGAAAAAUUCUAAAUUGUGCGCGGGUUAGCUGAAACGAGCCGUUCCUCGUGAUCAGUUUAUACGGUGUGCGCGUUGUUACCGGUGUGAAAACACUACCACACAUACACACAUAUACAUACAUACAUAUAUACAUACAUACAGACAGAAUCAUAUACACGUACACAUACCAACCAGUAGACAGCAGCGCGCGACACUGCACGCACUACACAUACAUAUAUACAUACAUAUAUAUAUAUAUACACACAUAUAACAUAUACACGAAAUGGCCACGGAUAAGAUAAAGGUCGCCGUUCGGGUCCGGCCGUUUAAUCGAAGAGAGCUAGAACUCGGUACACAAUGCGUCGUCGAAAUGUCCGCACAGCAAACCAUCUUGCAGCAUCCGACGACGAUGGACAAGAUCGAUCGGAACAAGCCGAAGACAUUUGCGUUCGAUCACUGCUUCUAUUCUUUGGAACCCGGAUCGGAGAAGUUUGCAAGUCAGGAAAUAGUUUUCGAUGCUCUUGGACGCGAUAUUUUGGACAAUGCGUUUCAAGGCUACAAUGCUUGCAUUUUCGCUUACGGACAAACUGGGUCUGGGAAAUCUUACACCAUGAUGGGGAGCGGUGAUCAAAAGGGAAUAAUACCACGGCUAUGUGACAAUCUAUUCGACAUGAUAGCAAAGCAACAGAGUUCUCAGCUGACCUUUAAGGUCGAGGUAUCUUACAUGGAGAUUUACAAUGAGAAGGUGCACGAUCUCCUCGAUCCGAAGCCGAAUAAGCACUCGCUCAAAGUCAGGGAGCACAAUGUACUUGGCCCCUACGUAGACGGAUUGAGUCAGCUCGCUGUAACAUCCUUUCAGGAUAUCGAUAAUCUAAUGGCGGAAGGCAACAAAUCGAGAACAGUGGCUGCGACGAAUAUGAACUCGGAAAGUUCUCGUUCGCAUGCAGUAUUUUCAGUGAUUCUCACGCAAACUCUGACGGAUUCGAAAAGUGGUGUCAGUGGUGAGAAAGUAUCACGAAUGAGUUUGGUAGAUUUGGCGGGAAGCGAAAGGGCUGUGAAAACUGGAGCAGUAGGCGAUAGGCUUAAAGAGGGAAGCAAUAUUAACAAAUCUCUCACGACAUUGGGUCUAGUCAUUUCGAAGCUUGCGGAUCAGAAUUCUGGGGGCAAUAAAAAUAGAGACAAGUUUGUGCCUUACAGAGAUUCUGUUCUAACAUGGCUUUUGAAGGAUAAUCUCGGUGGUAAUAGUAAAACCGUUAUGGUUGCCACCAUAUCGCCUGCGGCAGACAAUUACGAGGAAACGUUGUCGACUCUACGAUAUGCGGAUAGAGCGAAGAGAAUAGUCAAUCAUGCUGUAGUCAACGAAGAUCCAAAUGCAAGGAUCAUACGAGAGCUGAGGCAAGAGGUUGAGGCGUUAAAGGAAAUGUUGCUUCAUGCUACGGGACAGGGUUCAAUCGUCGGACAGCAACGCACAGAUAUAACCGAGAAAUUAUCAGAAUCUGAAAGACUUAUGAAGGAGAUGUCACAAACAUGGGAAGAGAAGCUCGUUAAAACCGAAAGACUACAACACGAGAGACAACAGGCAUUGGAAAAAAUGGGUAUCAGUGUCCAAGCAUCUGGAAUACAAGUUGAAAAGAACAAAUAUUAUUUGGUGAAUUUAAAUGACGAUCCUAGCUUGAACGAGCUAUUGGUUUAUUAUCUCAAAGAAAGGACUCUAGUUGGUGGACGUUCGGCAAAAACGGAACAGGACAUUCAAUUACACGGACUGGGUAUAUUACCGGAACAUUGUGUGAUCACGAUCGAGGAGACCGGUCUUUAUAUGACACCUUUGAACGGUGCCAGAUGUUUCGUUAAUGGCAAUCAGGUGGUCGACAAAACCCCAUUGUUACAUGGCGAUAGAAUCGUUUGGGGAAAUCAUCAUUUCUUCAGGGUUAAUUGUCCGAGAAGUGCUACAGCUAUUAACAGCGAACCACAAACACCUGCACAAAACAUCGAUUAUACUUUUGCGAGGGAAGAAUUAAUGCAAAACGAAUUGUCCAAUGAUCCAAUUCAAAGAGCCAUUGCCAGAUUAGAGAAACAACACGAGGAGGACAAACAAGUUGCACUCGAGAAACAAAGGUUGGAGUACGAACGACAAUUUCAACAAUUACGUAAUAUAUUAUCACCAUCAACGCCAUAUUCACCAUACGUACCGUACGAUCCCUUGAGAGGCAGCCAAACUGGAAAACUUCCUGCCUGUACGCCUACAACGCAAAUGCGCGUUGAAAAAUGGGCCCAAGAAAGGGACGAAAUGUUCAAGAGAAGUUUGGGCCAGUUAAAGACCGACAUACUCAAGGCCAAUGCUUUGGUUCAGGAAGCUAAUUUUCUUGCCGAGGAAAUGGGAAAGCAAACGAAAUUUAGCGUUACUUUGCAGAUCCCUCCGAAUAAUUUGAGCCCUAAUAGAAAGAGUGUAUUCUUCCAGCGUGGUGCAUUCGUCAGUGAACCGGCUAUAUUGGUGAAAAGGACUAACAUGGGUAGUCAGGUAUGGUCGAUGGAAAAAUUGGAGAACAAAUUGGUCGACAUGAGAGAGAUGUAUGAGGAACGAAAGGAUCCAAAUAAUUGUCAACGAUUACCGAUUGUCAAGGACGAAGUAUUAGGAAAGACCCAAGAUCCAUUUUAUGAGUCGCAAGAGAAGCACAAUUUGAUCGGUGUAGCGAAUAUAUUUUUAGAGGUACUGUUUCACGACGUUCGGUUAGAUUAUCACACGCCUAUUAUCAGUCAACAAGGUGAGGUCGCUGGACGACUUCAAGUUGAGAUAAGCCGUAUCGCCGGACAAUUUCCUCAGGAUCGUAUUUGCGAGGCAGCAUCCGAAUCAUCGGGCGAUUCAACGUCCUCUGAGCCAGAUGAUUAUUCUGGAUCAAGUCAUAUUACUUGUCGUGUUACGAUAAAACAGGCAACGGGUUUACCCCUGUCAUUGAGCCAUUUCGUAUUCUGUCAAUACAUGUUCUGGGGAAAUCCAGAACUUAUAGUUGUACCGCCAGUAGUAAAUGCUGAAUUGCCACCCUCGAAUUGUGCAACCGGACAAAGAGAUUCUCUUGCGUUUAGGUUUGAUCAUACUGAAGAUUUCAAGGUACCGAUAACGGAAGAAUUUAUAGAACAUUGUGCCGAAGGCGCUUUGAGUAUAGAAGUUUGGGGUCACAGAAGCGCCGGCUUUUCUCGUAGCAAACCCGGAUGGGAAGUUGAACAACAACAAUUGGCCAAAGCUCGUUCAUUAGCCGAUCGUUGGUCGGAAUUAACGAGAAAGAUAGAAUUGUGGGUAGAGAUACAAGAACUCAAUGAACAAGGAGAAUAUUCGCCUGUAGAAGUUGUUACGAAACAGGACACAUGGACAGGUGGAAUUUAUCAAUUGAGACAAGGCCAACAACGUCGUAUACAAGUUAGAGUUAAACCAGUACAAAAUUCCGGAACUUUACCGAUUAUUUGUCAAUCUAUAUUGAAUAUAGCUGUUGGUAGUGUUUCCGUGAGGAAUCGUCUUCAAAUACCUUUGGAUAGUUAUCAGGACGAGGAUUUGAGUAUAUUGAGAGAAAAAUGGAGCGACGCUUUGAUGAGGCGAAGACAAUAUCUGGAUCAACAGAUACAAAAGCUUAUAAACAAACAAGAAAAAACCGAACAAGACGUUGAACGAGAACAGAGUCUCGUCGAUCAGUGGGUUAGUUUAACCGAGGAAAGAAAUGCAGUUUUAGUACCUGCUGCGGGAUCAGGUAUACCCGGUGCUCCAGCAGAUUGGAAUCCACCACCAGGAAUGGAACCUCAUAUACCUGUUCUAUUCCUUGAUCUCAAUGCCGAUGAUCUUUCAACUCAUCAAUCAGGAGAAGAAGUAUCGGUGACAGGAUUAAAUUCAAUUUUACCGAAAGAACAUGGUAACAAAUUUUAUAAUCUACCAUUUAUUCGUCAUUUGGAAAAGGACGUAUGUGCUAUAGCAGCAUGGGAUUCUAGUAUACACGAUAGUGUACAUCUUAACAGAGUCACCGAUGCCAAUGAAAGAGUCUUUUUAAUUUUAAAAACGACCGUCCGCCUAUCACAUCCAGCCCCUAUGGAUCUCGUAUUACGUAAAAGAUUGGCGCUAAAUAUAUAUAAGAGACAAAGUAUAACCGAUCGAAUAUUUCGAAAGAUCGUACGUACUGAUUGCUUGGCACAGACCGGUGUAACUUACGAGGUUGUAUCUAAUAUACCAAAAGCUAGCGAGGAAUUGGAAGAUCGUGAAAGUUUAGCACAGAUUGCAGCUAGCGGGGAGGACAACAGUCUAUGCGAUGGUGAAACUUACAUCGAAAAAUAUACCAGAGGUGUCUCAGCCGUCGAAAGUAUCUUAACAUUGGAUCGAUUAAGGCAAAGUGUUGCUGUUAAGGAACUUUUACAAGCUCAAGGUCAACCACUUAUGCGCAAGACAGCAAGCGUUCCAAACUUCUCGCAGGUACUACUGCCACUUCGCCGUCUCGGACGCACUAUAAUGAGGUUUGAUACUUCGAUGGAUUCGUUGAAUGUCACACGUUCAGAAAGCGUAACCGAUCUCAACACAGAAUUAAAUGGUAUGCCGCAUUCACGACGGUCAUCAUCAACGGGUCAUGCGAGGAAUGACGAAAACUUCGUAUCUCCACCACCGAAGACUUUUGGAAUCGGCUCCAUUCUGAACUCAGCGAGACCAACUUUCCUGAAUCUGAACCUGAAUCUCAACUCACUGACACGUCUGCAACAAUCCACCUCUGCCAAGUCAUCCCCAAAUAUGGUCGGUAGUAAAUUGGGUCUACGUAUGACUACGUUACACGAGGAAACAUCUAAUGUUGGAAAUCAAUUAGCAACCCCUAGUCAUGACGACGAAGAAGAAAAAAGUGAUGCCGAUUAUUCUGAAUACGAUGCGUAUCAGGCACCAGCAAAGCCAACGAAGCCGCUAACUUCGUCACGCACAUUGGAUUCACUUGCUGAGUUACAAUCUACGAAGAUCAACACCCCAAGCAUGAGUAGCAGCGGUUAUGGAUCUCAAGCUGUUUCGACGACUAAUUUAACGUCCGAAGAUUCGAUCUCUAUAAAAUCGAUCAGCGUCGACGAAACGCCCGAUUUAGAAUAUAGAAAUUUAUUGGACAAUAAAAAACCAGAGAAGAUGGACAGUUCUCUCGUCGAGGAAACACCGGAGGAAUACACGUGCGAUGUGAACAAAGCGAUGGAAAAUUUAAAUGUCACGGAAGAUCCUCGCGAGGCAAACGUUAGAAAGAAUCUUGAGGAGAUGGGUGCUUAUACGGAUCCUGACACGGAAAGUCCUGUUUCUUCUACGAAAGACGACAGCGAUGCAACUGGCAAUUCAACGGCAUUGAAUGUCCUUCCGAAGAAAGACAUACAAAAUCCUAUUUUAAUUGGUCGAAGAAAAAGUGAAAUGGUAAUUAGUCAGACAUCGAAUUCGGGAGACGAGAGUCCUUUGGAGGGAUCCUCUGUUGUCCAUACGAAACUUCCACCAGGCAAGGUUGUACGAAGAAGGAAAGCUUCUAGUGGUACAGGAAGGCCUACUAGUUCUCAACACAGAGCUUCGUUCCCAAUGGUCCGUCCACAAGUAUCUGAAAGUAAAGCUGCAGCACGAUUGGAACAAACGAUGCAGCCUAAUAUGCCAUAUGAAAAUGGUGACAAUAGUUCAUCCGAAAGAAUCGAUGAUGACACGAGCGAUAAGAGCUCAGCCUUUGGCUCGAGACACGAUCUUACAAGAAUCGAAACCCCUUUACCAGAUUGGGUUGUCGUCGGUGAAUCUGUACUAGUUCGUCCAUACAGUUAUUCGGGUGUUAUAGCAUACGUUGGCCCAACAGAGUUUGCAUCUGGUAUAUGGAUAGGGAUUGAACUUGAUGCACCAACUGGUAAAAACGACGGUGCUGUAAAUGGCCAUAGGUACUUCAAUUGUCGGCCCAAGUGUGGAAUUUUUGUUAAAGUGGAUAAGUUAAUUCAGGAUAGACGAGGAAGGGCACUUAGAAGUUAUAGUAAACAAGAACCUGCACCACCUCCAUCCGCACCCAUACGUAGAAGCGUAAGCAGAGGCGAAGGCUUACAUUACUUGCAUCGAAGUCGGAGCCGAGGAGAAGGUCUUUCAACGACGGGCACCCGUUUCUCUCCCCGAAGCAAGUAAAAACGAAUUAACAACACCGCUUCAUCGUAACUUCGUCUUAUAUAAACAUAAGCCACAUAAAUAAUAAUCCUAAAAAGAAAAAAAAGAAAAAAAAAAGAAAAAAAAAAAUAAUAAUAAUUGCUACAUGCCUAUGAUAUGUGUAGCAGCAUCAGCAGCAGUGUUUCAGUCCCUUAGACAUUAGGGCAGCUAAUUAUUAAUUGAUUUAUCGAGCGCGCGCGUGCGCACGAUAAUUAAUAUAAAUAUUAAUUGAAAUAUUAGGUCGUAUAAUUAUUAAUGUGUAUCACACAAAAGCAUGGGAUGUUUUUUGAUUCAGACAGAAACGUGCUGGAUAAGCAUAGAGUAAAUCUAAUUCGCAUUUCUGUAGAAUAUAGAGUGGAUUGAUUGGUACAUAUACGUCUCAUAAUGUACCGAAAAAACAAAACAAAACAAAACAAAAAAAAAAAAAAGGAAAAAGAAAAAGUCAGCGAAGACAUUUUUAAUAAGUUGUAUAAGCAUUCCACAAUUUUAUGUACUAUGACCGGGAUGAUAAGCCAUUUUAUUUCUUAUAUAUAUACAUAUAUAUAUAUAUAUAUAUAUAUAUAUAUAUAUAUAUAUAUAUAUAUAUACAUACGUACAUACACAAAUACAUACACAUAUACACAUGUAAGUGGGAGCAUUAUUUGCUUUGGUAUUUAAUUGUACAUUUUUUGUUUUCUCUUUUUUUUCUCUUUUUUUUUUAAGUCUAUAUAUAUAUAUAUAUAUAUAUAUAUAUAUAUAUAUAUAUAUAUAUAUAUGUAUAUGUAUAUGUAUAUGUAUAUAUAUAUAUAUAUAUAUAUAUAUAUAUAUAUAUAUAUAUAUAUAUGUUCUUUCUUCUCGUUAAUUCUUACCGUGCUGUCAAGGAUAUAAUUAUUACUACUCGAAAAUGAAUAAAUAAAUAAAUGAGUAAAUAGAAAAAAAUAGAAAAGAAAAACGAACACACACACAUACACACACAUACGUUCCAUAGACGUAAAAACGAAAGCACUUGUUGCAUUCGCCGAGCGAUGACAUGCACCUAUUAAGAUGAUAAAUCACCGAAUAUCCAUUGGGCAUAAUUAUUUAUAAACCACUGAUAAUUACACUUUCCAAAAUUACUUAUUAGUAAUUUAUUUACAUGGAAAAGUGCACUCAGUGGUUUAAACGCGUUAACGAUCGCCCGAAAAUACUGAUUGCAUAUUAAUUGAUUAAUAAGUUGUGUAGAUUAUUUAAAGAUUUUAUAUGUAUACAAUUGUUUCAUUUAUAUAUAUAUAUAUAUAUAUAUACACACACACACACACAUAUAUAUAUAUAUAUAUGUAUUAUUGUAUUGUACUUUUUUUUCCUUUUUUCUUCUCUUUUUUUUUCUCUCUUAUUUUUUUUUUUUUUUAGCGCAAUCUCUUAAGUUCCUUUUUUUUAAUUGUAAAAUAACGUUUCUCCAUUCCCCGCCCACCAGCCUCCCCCUUCUUUAUUUUUGUGUUAUCACGUGAUACAUGAUACAUAACAUAAACACAUUUUAAUUUAUAUAUUAUUGGAUUUUCGGAGAUAACACGCGUGUUUAAGGUUCUUCGAAGUCUACAACACACUGCCCUAUCGAGAAAUCGUCUUUUUCUUUUCUUUUUUUUCUUUUUCUUUUUCUGUUUUUUUUUCUUUUUUUUUCUGUUUUUUUUUCUGUUUUUUUUUUUUUUUUUUUUUUUUUUUUUUUUUUUUUUUUUUUUUUUUUUUUUUGCGAAACCAAGCAAAACGAGGAAGAAAGGGCAAAAUGUGUUUUGAGGGGCGCUGCACGCAGGAAAAAGAAAAAGGAAAAAAAAGAAAAAGAAAAAAAAAAAAAAAGAAAAAAAUAGGGUCGCAAUAUUAGAUGGAUAAGUUUUUAGGCAUAAAGUAGGCUUAUAAUAUUAAAAAUGAGCUUCUUUCAUUUGAUUUGUAAUGUCGCGUAAAAUAUUUUCAAUCGCGACUAUAGUCGCGAUUAAAAAAAAAAAAAAAAAAAAAAAAAUUACACACACACACACACACACACAGAUAGACACAUUGCGUUAUUAUCGAGAGCUAAUUAAUUUGCAAAUUUUUUUUCUUUUUUGGUUCUCAAUGCAUGUAAUUUGCGAAAAGAAUUACAACAUACCAUCGUAUACCAUAGGUAUAAUUAAUCUUGUUUCAAACAAACAAACAAACAAAAGAAAAAAAUAACUUGUGUUAAUUGCAUAAAGUAUGUGUGAUCUAUUUAUAUUUCUUUCGCAAAUAGAUACAAAAAAGAAAAAAAGAAAAAAAGAAAAAAACAAAAAAAAAAAAAUAAAGAAAAAAGGAAGCUAAACCUAGUUGUGUAUAAGCUAAAUACUACAACGUGUAUUUCUCUCUAAGGCAAAAGAAGAAAAAAAAGAAAAUAAAAAAAAGAAAAAAAAAAAAAGAAAGAAAGAAAACUUUAGAAUUAAUGUCGCGCGAGAGAGGAAGUGUGAAAGAAGGAGUAAUAAUAAAAAAAAAGAAAAAAAAAAAGAAAAAAAAA
Messenger RNA from Vespa crabro (European hornet), 8847 nucleotides. RefSeq names its product kinesin-like protein KIF13B (gene Khc-73). NCBI's taxonomy places the organism in Eukaryota, Metazoa, Arthropoda, Insecta, Hymenoptera, Vespidae. The coding region runs from base 504 to 6356 and encodes 1950 amino acids. The record is from RefSeq and is a predicted model, not a curated record. Gene Ontology annotation, molecular function: microtubule motor activity; microtubule binding; ATP hydrolysis activity. The transcript has 28 exons. Gene Ontology annotation, biological process: cytoskeleton-dependent intracellular transport; microtubule-based movement. Gene Ontology annotation, cellular component: microtubule; kinesin complex.